CUGUAUUGGUUUUCUCUGUCUGGAACAUUACAGAAAGGCAAUUUCUAAAUAUAAACAGGAUACCAUCUGAGAAAAAUGUCUUUAGUUCCUAGAAUACUGUCCAAAGCUAAAGCACCUAUCCUGUAAAUUCCUGUGCAUAAUAAAUUCACUUAAAACUGAUAGAGAAUCUUUUGUAUCUGUAUCAAUGCCUAAAUAUUUAUAUUGCUUACCCAGACUGUCCUGCUCAGGUGAGUAUUCUGUGUGAAGGAGGUUUUCAAAUUAUGCUAAAAACUAGAAUUAACUAAAAAAGCUUUCUUGAAACUUCUAAAUAAGAAUGAAAUUAAAAUAAUUGGGUCUGGAUUAAAAAAAACCAAAACCACAUAACCCCAGGCUAUUUGAGACUCCAGCGGUGAAACUGAAAAUGAAACUGAAAUAACUCAGUUUUCUACAGCAUAAAGGCAGUGCAGAUGAAACAAACAGAAACCAAAGGCUCUAAAAUGCUUGAAAUUAUUGGUGAUAGUGUGAGCAAAGCCGUUUUUGUUUUAAACCACAAUAACUGAAUGGCCUUCACCUGCAAUAGGCAUGAAGGAGGGAAAAGUGCACAUUUCUUGGAAACAGACUAACUCAUUAGACUGCACAGCAGUCUUUCCAGAAACUGCAACAAUUUGGGUUCUGCAGAAGGAAGGCACAUGCUUCAGGUUCACACUUUUUUAAGAAUUCACCCACAUCCAAAGCUGCUUCCUGUGCGAUUAUCCACACAGACUAUUUCAAAAACCCAGUCACAUACAAAAAUACGCCAUUCUUCUACAGGAGAUGUGCAGCAGGAGGCCCUGACUGAUCAAACAGUUAAGAGCAGACUUAAAUACUGUUCCAGUCGUACAGACUAUCCAAACCCCAAGAUCCACUCCAGCUGUAACAUGAGGGACCAACAGGAUUUCAGAACAACGCCGCAAAGCUGCAAGUCUACCGAUGCAAAGACUGGGAGAUGACUGCCAAAGGGGGUUCCAGGCUUUUCAGUUGGAGACUGCAACUCCCAAGCGCUCAAAACCGCUCCCCCGUGCCCCGCACGGCACAAGCCACCCCCAGGGCAACUCACUGUUGGGCACCGAGAUCGUGUAAAUACCAGUUGCAGAAGCAGACAUGAAAAGGGCUGUAUCAGGCUCCCAAGGUGACAUACUGGCUUGGAGAUUGCUGCUGCUUUGCAGUUCUGUCUGAAGGCGAUGAUUAGUUGCGGCUUCGCAAUAAGGGAAGUCCUGUCUCUUUUUUGUCUGUAGGUGAAUGAUUGCUCACAGUGACACUGCAGGAUUCAGAGAUUCCUGGAUUUCCAUUUCAUGUGCUUACAUAUAGGGUUGUCCUUCUUUCUUCCCCUCCACCCUUCUGUUUCAGGUCAUGUGACUGGACUUUGUACCCAUUUACCGAUAAUAAGCAUGCGGCCAUCUUGUUUGAAAACUAAAGGCAGAAACUGAAACAAUUCCGUGCUUCAAGGAAGAAGAUGAGACUCCUUUUAUUUCUAAUAAUUUAUGAGCAUGCCAUAAACAAUGUCAAUACCCACCAUGUUUCAAAUCCCAAUAUCAUUUUACUGAUGGCUGAUGAUCUUGGUAUUGGAGACCUGGGAUGUUAUGGCAACAGAACAUUAAGAACCCCUAAUAUUGACAGGCUAGCAGAGGAAGGAGUGACACUUACUCAGCAUAUAGCAGCAUCCCCACUUUGUACUCCAAGCAGGGCAGCUUUCUUAACAGGACGAUAUCCUAUCAGAUCAGGAAUGGCUGCCUUCUCACGAGUUGGUGUCUUCUUAUUUUCCGCCUCUUCGGGGGGACUUCCUUCUGAAGAAAUAACUUCUUCCAAACUCCUGAAGCAGAGAGGUUAUGCAACAGCUCUAAUAGGAAAAUGGCAUCUUGGGAUGAACUGUGAAAGCAGUAAUGACUUCUGUCACCACCCCCUCAGUCAUGGAUUUGAUUACUUUUAUGGGCUUACCGUGACCAAUUUUAGAGACUGCAAACCUGGCCAAGGCAGCGUAUUUUUAAAAGGGGUUCAGAAAUCCCUUGUCAUCCCAAUCCAAAUCGCUGGAAUCACCCUGGUUUCUUUGGCAAUAGUGCAGUACAUUGGCAUCCUCAAAGUACCUUUCCAAGCACUGGCUUACUGCUUGUUUAUAACCACUAUUUCACUUGCGGUUUUGGUCUUUUUCUUUUACCAUUUUCGACACUUGAACUGCUUCUUAAUGAGGGACCAUCAGAUUAUCCAGCAACCACUAUCCUAUAAGAACCUUACUCAAAGACUGACAACGGAAGCCAUGCAAUUUAUAGGAAGGAACACUGAUGCACCAUUUCUUCUUGUCCUGUCUUAUCUUCAUGUCCAUACUGCUCUAUAUGCUUCAAAAAAAUUCAGAGGAAAGAGCAAGCAUGGUUUAUAUGGAGAUGCAGUGGAGGAAAUGGACUGGAGUGUAGGGCAGAUUCUGGAUGUGCUGGAAAAAUAUAAUGUAGGUAACAAAACUCUUGUGUACUUUACAUCUGACCAAGGGGCUCAUGUUGAAGAAAUCUCCAGUUCUGGCGAAGUCCAUGGAGGAUACAAUGGCAUAUAUAAAGGUGGAAAAUCAAUGAACUGGGAAGGAGGUAUUCGUGUGCCAGGCCUUCUCCGUUGGCCUGGAGUCAUACAGGCUGGUGCCUAUAUUGAUGAACCAACAAGUAACAUGGAUAUAUUUCCUACCAUAGUCAAACUUGCCAAGGCACAGUUACCCUCUGACAGAAUUAUUGAUGGACAUGAUCUGAUGCCCUUACUUCAAGGAAAAGUUACCCGAUCCAAACAUGAAUUUCUCUUUCAUUACUGUAAUGCAUAUUUAAAUGCAGUGCGCUGGCAUCCAGGAAACAGUGAAUCUGUCUGGAAGGUCUUCUUCUUCACUCCAAACUUCAGUCCUAAAGACUCCAAUGGUUGCUAUGAUUCUCAUGUUUGCUUCUGCCAUGGAGGAUUUAUCACACGGCAUGAUCCCCCACUGCUCUUUGAUCUUUCCAGAGAUCCUGAAGAGAAAGUCCCACUGACCCCAGAAACAGAGAACCGUUUCUACGAAAUCCUCAGGAUCAUACAGCUAGCAGUAGACAAUCACACCAGAUCCCUGCAUGCUGUCCCUGACCAGCUGUCAUGGGACAACCUUCUCUGGAAGCCGUGGCUCCAGCCAUGCUGCUCAUCUCUCUUUCAGUCUUGCUACUGUGACUAUGACUCAGAAGGGACCCUGUCGGAGAUGCACUUGGGAUAAACAAGCUGCAAUUCCCUUUCAGAGGCUGGAACAAGAGAAUGUGGGUAGCUGACUUGAACCACUUCAG
Messenger RNA from Egretta garzetta (little egret), 3293 nucleotides. RefSeq names its product steroid sulfatase (gene STS). The record is from RefSeq and is a predicted model, not a curated record. NCBI's taxonomy places the organism in Eukaryota, Metazoa, Chordata, Aves, Pelecaniformes, Ardeidae. Gene Ontology annotation, molecular function: arylsulfatase activity. Bases 1472 to 3226 code for a protein of 584 amino acids. The transcript has 13 exons.